Molecule: messenger RNA, 2255 nt
Organism: Nasonia vitripennis (jewel wasp)
Lineage: Eukaryota; Metazoa; Arthropoda; Insecta; Hymenoptera; Pteromalidae
Exons: 4
Coding region: 130-1401 (423 amino acids)
Biological process (GO): apoptotic DNA fragmentation
Cellular component (GO): mitochondrial inner membrane; nucleus
Molecular function (GO): RNA endonuclease activity; nucleic acid binding; single-stranded DNA endonuclease activity
Source: RefSeq, a predicted model, not a curated record
AAGUAGUAGCAAUCGAGCACUCGAAAAGUAAACUUAAGUUUUAGUGCAGGUUAUUAUAAAUCGUUGUGGUUAAAUUGUCACUCUGUAUUAUAAGCCGUAGAGUUCUUUAAAGGUUCUAUAAAUAAUAUCAUGCGUCUCAAGUACUGGUACAGUAUUAUCGUACGCAACAAAGCUUGCAUAAUUUGUAUACUCUUCUUCUUGAUAAAGUACAGCGAGUCUACAUGUACAAUUGAAUUUACUCCCAACGCAAGAGAUGCUAAUGAUGUCUUCAAUAUUUUUUCCGGGACUGGACCACUUUUAUAUAUCUAUAACUCCGAACAUAAGCCAGAAUUCCGUCAUCCGAUGAUCGAUCGAGAUAAGCUUUGCCUUUACUUUUCAUCAGAUGAUAAAAAACAACCAGACGUUCGACUGCAUCUCGGGUGUGCACAUCCAGGUCAACAUCUGCGUACGGGUUCUAGUACAAGUUUUAUUACAGAAUCGACUUCAUCAACGGCUUAUGCAGCAUAUAAAAGAGAUUUAGAAAGGUUUGUGUCAGCCCCAUGGAGUAGUAUAACUUCUAUAACGUGUUUGACCAAACCUGUUCCUGCUGUAAGGUUUUUUCAAGAUAAUCAGAAAGAUUGGCUAGUUUAUACAGCAGGAUUUCCAAUAAACGCGAUACUUUUUCUACCAGUUUAUAGACUUCUUAAGCCAAGUCACAAACAUCAUUUCAUCGGCCACGUGAAAAUAGUUUCUACAAUAAAUUAUAGGCCUACAUUUAUUGAAUCAUACGAAUACAAAAACAGUCAUUUUAAUGACCAUAACAUUAAUUAUACUCAAUGCUACGACAGAGAACUUCAGAUAAAACGUUUUAAAAAUGUAAUGGGUAAUGCCGAGAAACCAUACUUUUCUGGUGGCAAUUAUCUCGACAGAGGACACUUGAUCAAUAAAAACGACUUAUUUUAUGGCCCUGAACAAAUGAGCAUUUAUUAUAACGAAAAUACAUUUCCUGUAUGGAAUAGCGUAAAUAAAGGAAACUGGGACUUAGUCAAUGAAAUUGUUCGAAACUUCGCUGAAGAAAUUGUCUCAGAUGUCGAGGUUUACACAUAUCCUUUCGGUGAUUUUCAAGUGAAAAAGGAUAUUCCUCACCUGUGUUCAUUUCAGAAUUUGAAGAUAAGAAUUCCACUAUUACUGAUCAAAAUAGUUUAUUGGUCGAAAAAUCCGACGGAGGAGAUGGCAUUUAUCACGGCGAACGAUCCGCUUAUGACAGAAGAAAAAAUGACUCGGCUAAUGGAAUCAGGGGGAAAGGCAUUGUGUCGUAAACGCCGCGAUUGUCACGUCGAAUAUCCUCAAUUCUUAGAUGCAAAGAAAGGACUUACGUACUGCUGCGCACUUGUUGAUAUCGAUAUCGCCUUAAAUUCUUAGUAAUUUGAGGCUAGACACGUUCAACAAAACCACUUACAAAACAUUGUCGAGUAAAAUCUAUGUACGAAGUUUCAGAAGAGUCUUUUUCGCACACCGCAAAUCGCACUUAUUGAGCCGCUAUACGCAUCGCCAUUUUCUGGGGAGCAAGUUUCUGAAAAGACGCUUUAAUCUUUUGAUUCCGUUGUCGUGCGUUGCCGCACGUUUGUAUCGAGCGAUUUUAUUGCCUAUUGUCCGAACAGUCCCAACCAAAAAACCCCGGCGCUGUGUGCGUCGUCUAUACACCGCACUUUCCGAGCGGAUUUUCUUUCGGAAUGCACUUUAUGACCGGUCCCUUUUCUAAUUGCGGGCCCCUGGGUUUUCUCCGGCCCAGACCUUCAAUACGGCCGGCCAUUAGCACGUCCUGUCCCGCCGGACAGCCACGCUUAGCGUAGCACACCUCGAUCGCCGUAUACUGCUGGCUUUAAUAAAUAUAUUUUAUAGCACAGUGUGGCUAAAAUCCGCUGUUAAGUCACGCCUAUCUGUGACUAAAGUAGUCCUUUUUCUCACCGUGUUUAUCACACUCGCUACGCUCGUGCGCUAACCUCACGGUGCAAAAAAGGACUGCUUUAGUCACGAAUAGGUGAGACUUGCGGACUUUAGCAAUCUGCGAUAUAAAAUUUUAUACGAUUCUCUUGACUUAAAUAGUUCUUUUUUACACGGCACAGUUAGCACCCGAGCGUAACGAGGGCGCUAAGCGCCGUGUUAAACUUUAAGUCACACGUAUCGUAAUGUACUAUUACGUUUAAGCAUUCAUAUUCAAUAUUAAAUUCCUUAAAUAUACUUACGGCAUUAAAAAUUCGUAUAUUCUUCUUUUA